Messenger RNA from Echinococcus granulosus, 474 nucleotides. RefSeq lists its product as hypothetical. The coding region runs from base 1 to 474 and encodes 157 amino acids. The transcript is spliced from 3 exons. The record is from RefSeq and is a predicted model, not a curated record. Lineage: Eukaryota; Metazoa; Platyhelminthes; Cestoda; Cyclophyllidea; Taeniidae.
AUGAUGCGUUCCAUGCGUUUAGCUUUUUUAAAUUCACCUGAGUCAUUUGCCUCCAGACAGCGGUCCACUAAAGUUAAACAAAUUACUUACAGUAGGGGAUUUCGUUGGGAAAGAAAUUUUGAAAUGGUAUACAUUAGAAACUUACCAUUAUUUAAUAAUACAAGUAUUUUAAUUAUGAGAUUCCUCUCUAUCACAACAACUGACGUUCAGUUUUUAAGAGUUAAUAAAGGUUCACUCUUUAUUUUUAGUGCGCCUUACGUACCAAAGUUAGAAUCACCUCACACUGGUGCUUUUGUAUUACUAUCCUUCCCGCAGUCGUUUGAUGUGUAUCUUCUGAAUUGUUGUUGUUUACACAACCCUAUUCACCGCUUUUCUAUUGUUUUGACACUGAUUUCCGAAUUUGGUCUACUAUUAUCGCUGGAUUCAAAUCAGCAGCAGUUACAUAUGUUGUUAGCAGAGGUUGAAGCUCUGUAA